AUGAGCGCUCCGUUUUACAGUUUCGAUCCAUGCGUUUGCACUGGUUUGCCUUGCGGAGCUUGCUACCCGUACACGACUAAGCCCUGUGUGGCAUCGAGAAAUGACCUCAGCGUAUGUUCCGUAUGCCCUGGUGGAGGAUGCUCUCCUUGCCCGGCUCCAGUAAGGCCAUGUCCUGAACCCUGCCCAGCGCCACCAAUUUUGCCUUGUCUACCGCCGUGUCCCCCGUGUGAUAAGCCUGGAACUCCAGUACCAAAACCCGAGAUAAUCUGCGACACAUGUGCCAUCCCUUGUUGUCGACCGAAUCGCUGCAAGCCUUGCCCCUGCUACUGCUGCACGGAGCCAGCUGUCUGCUCUCCAAAGAGAUGCAGUUACCCAGGAGUUCCCGUCUGUGGCAAAUGCUGCUGUGGGCCCUGUAUGCCAGUUUGGUAA
Molecule: messenger RNA, 429 nt
Organism: Amyelois transitella
Lineage: Eukaryota; Metazoa; Arthropoda; Insecta; Lepidoptera; Pyralidae
Product: sperm mitochondrial-associated cysteine-rich protein
Exons: 2
Coding region: 1-429 (142 amino acids)
Source: RefSeq, a predicted model, not a curated record